AUGUUGUAUGAAGCAUUCUUUACAGCUCUUAUAGGGGUGUCUUGGGGGGUCUUUUUCCUUAUAAACCCGCUAACACAAAACGGGGGCGUAGGGAGGUCUGUUCCUUCGAUUAGCACAAUAGACAAAGACUGCUUUAUUUUUUUCUAUUUAAAUGCGGCCAUUUUCUUUAUUCUGAUCUACUUCUUUAAAUAUACCAGUAAAAGCACCCACUUACUGGGCAUACACAUUCUUAGAAGACUUAUUGAAUCUUCUGUGUACUCCUAUACUUAUACAAGCAGAAUGAAUAUCCUCCAUCUGGCAGUGGGCAUUAUCUACUACCCAAUGAUACUAAUGAGAUCAGUUGAGAGCAAGUCCUCCCAAGUGUACUUAUUCUGCGCAGGAACUCUCCUACAGACAGUUGCACACUAUUUGAUGUUCAGAAAAAAGCGCCGCAUAAGGUAUUUGCACUAUAUAUCUGAGCUAAUUAUACACUGCGCCAUAUGCGUAGACUACUUGAACCUUGCAUGGAUUGUAUCUUUUAGUAUAAUUAACAUUCUUAACAAUAAAUAG
Messenger RNA from Nematocida parisii ERTm1, 549 nucleotides. RefSeq lists its product as uncharacterized. The coding region runs from base 1 to 549 and encodes 182 amino acids. The record is from RefSeq and is a predicted model, not a curated record. Lineage: Eukaryota; Fungi; Microsporidia. The transcript has a single exon.